GAAUAUGUACUUGUAAUAAUGAUAUCAUUGUCAUUGAGAUUUACAGCUCCUUGUUUUGACGAGAAAGCAAGACACCAAAGACCCAAACAGGUGAUACUUUGUGAAUAGAUCGUAUACUGAAAACAUGGUUGAUAACCAUCGUAUAAAAGUUUUAAACUCUGGCGAAACAACACGUUUGGAGCGAGUGACUGAAAGAAUAGACAAGGAAAGACAAAACCUUGCCAAGGAGCUGAGAGACAUUCAAAAUGCACGACUUCUUUUUGAAGCCAAAAAAAGAUCAAAGAAAGAAUUGAAAAGAACUUUGAGUGUGCCAGUCGUCAGGCGUCAGUCACUCGAAAACUUGCAAAACAGUGUUGGAAUGGAUAUUUGGACUAACAAUUCUCAUCAGCGCUCGRCUUCAAGAUUAUUUUCAAAUUCUGCUCAAUCUACUCCUCAUAGUGACCUUAUUAGAUCGAAAAGUGAAGAGGCUCCGAUUCAACAACAAGCGCGGAGGAUGUCCUUAACUAACACUCCUCAUCGCUGGAGUCUUAGCAAUCAGGCACCGAAUCAGGAAUCGUUGGAUUGUGUCCCUUCUAACCAGCGCAUGCGUCGAAUAUCACUGCCAACAGUUACUCCUCAGUUGACUUGUCGCACCAGCAGUAAGUGGAGUAAGAAAGAUGUAUUGGAUGAUACUUCUUCUCGACACAUGUCGGAGUCCUUAUCAAAUCUUCUCCCAUCAAAAUGGAGCCUUAGUGGUUCAGAGAAGGAUAUCAAAAUGCCUCCUCGUAGAAGUAGAGAUAAACAGCCGAGGUCUCCCCAGAGUGAUGGACGAAACAAAAACUGGAAUCUUCGAGAAGACUACACUGAGGUCAAUUCAAGGGGGACAUUUCGUUGUCCUUUGGGAGAAGAAAAAAAUGACUUUGGUUCAAAUGACCUAAGUGUUGUGUUUGUUGAUGAGUACGAUCGAGGACAAAAGCAAAGUAGUAAAGAAACGAAGUUAACACUGCCUCUCAUAGUGUCUUCCAGAAGUCCAUCACCUUUGAGUCAACCAGAUAUCCAUGGUAGACUUUCCGGAACUGACAUGUUUAAGGAACGCAGAAAACGUUCCCUCUCAGGUCAGAUACUUAUCCCUCAAAUCAAUCAAGUUGAUCUCAGGAGAGAUCAUGGUAGCAGGGACGAGUAUGGAAGCUCUGGCAAACAAGAAACAGGAGUAAGGGUUUCUAAGCCUGCUGAGAGAAGGGCUUCCAUCAAGAGAGUAAAAGCGUUGGCUUCAGUAGAAAUAGAAAGACUGACAAGAUCGUCAGAUGAACUAGAUGAAGCAAUGAUGAGUAGGUUUAAAAGAAUUGGUGUCAGCGGGAUGGGGCAUAUGGUACUAAAAAGCGCCAAGGUAGAGGAGCAUAUGGGAACUCCAGGGUUACUCAAUACAUACGGUACAAAGGGCACCACCGUGGCAUCGUCACCAUUAAAUGAUUUAGCAGUCACAGAUCUGUCAGACGCACCUACUGAUCAAGAUGGUCAAUUGUGACAAGCCAGCCAGUCAAAGAGGAUGCAUAAAACA
Actinia tenebrosa (Australian red waratah sea anemone) is the source of this 1537-nucleotide messenger RNA. RefSeq lists its product as uncharacterized. NCBI's taxonomy places the organism in Eukaryota, Metazoa, Cnidaria, Anthozoa, Actiniaria, Actiniidae. The record is from RefSeq and is a predicted model, not a curated record.